UCGGCGAAUCUCACAAUGGGGGCAACCAAAGAGCUUGCGCUUAUCAACCUUCUCGUGAGCAAUGAUGUGGAUGUACUCUUCGUCACUGAGGCAGAACUGGAACCAGAGGCUGCAGCUUGCUUUGCGGUUCGAGACUAUGUUACGUUCCUUCCACCUAUUACGUUGGAGGGGCAAAAAGUGAGGGUACUAGCUCUAGUGAAAUCAGUGGCGGCUAUCAUGUUUGAUGCGAAACUUCGCGUAGACUUGUGCACAACCCUGGCAAUAUGGCUUGAGUUCUCUUUACCAAAGAGGUCACUUUUUGGCGGUGUGUAUCGCCCAUGGUCUGGGCUUGCGGUGGAGAGGCUACAACUGGAAGCUUUGCUCGACCGGUCUGCAGCAGCCACUGCUGAAGCAAGUGUGGUUGUCCUUACAGGGGAUUUGAACUUGGAUGUCUCCCGGGUGGAUGAUAAAGGCUACCAUCGGCAUUCACUUCUAACCAAAUUGUUGUCGGAUCUCA
Tigriopus californicus is the source of this 496-nucleotide messenger RNA. RefSeq lists its product as uncharacterized. NCBI's taxonomy places the organism in Eukaryota, Metazoa, Arthropoda, Copepoda, Harpacticoida, Harpacticidae. Gene Ontology annotation, molecular function: catalytic activity. The record is from RefSeq and is a predicted model, not a curated record.